This is a messenger RNA of Loa loa (African eye worm), 4567 nucleotides long. RefSeq lists its product as hypothetical. NCBI's taxonomy places the organism in Eukaryota, Metazoa, Nematoda, Chromadorea, Rhabditida, Onchocercidae. Gene Ontology annotation, biological process: retrograde transport, endosome to Golgi; intracellular protein transport. Gene Ontology annotation, cellular component: Ric1-Rgp1 guanyl-nucleotide exchange factor complex; cytosol; Golgi membrane. The record is from RefSeq and is a predicted model, not a curated record. The transcript has 29 exons. The annotation marks the transcript as partial. Gene Ontology annotation, molecular function: protein binding.
GCUUUUUCAGGAUGGUAGCGAACAUAACUUACGGUUACCAGGAUGCAGUAAAAGUGAUAAAAAUCAAGAACUGCAUGUAUUUUGCGUCGUCGGAAAUCGUGAUAAGACGCUCUUUGUUGCCGUUACCUCAUCUAUUUUAUACAUAUAUCUAGCACAUCCUCAGCUGUUGCUUUGUUCAUUCAGACGAUCUGAAGAAGAUGUGAAGAAAAAAGGUGAAUAUCGGAAAGUUUAUUGGCGACAUGACUCCUCUGCAAUUUGUCUUACGACUUCGAAAAAUUGCUUAUUGUUGUAUCGAUUGGAAAUAUCAUCAGAUAAACAAUCUUUCAAUUUAACUGAACCACGUGAAGAGCACUUGAGGCGUACUUCGCAAGAACUGUUUAUCCAUGAAAAAAGACCAAAAGUUGCGGCGUAUUUAUCGGUUGUUGCACGACUUGAAAGUCCAGCAACAUGUAUUGUGCCUUUUCGAGAUGACUUAUUUGUUUGUUUGCAAGAUGGUUGGUUGCAUCGCAUAUCAUGGGAAGGUGUUGUUGAUAAAACUUCCUCGUUUCAUUUACUCGAUGUUCCAUUCUCUGUCGACCAGUUACAGUCCAAAACUGAACAUGUACAAGAAUUGGGCGUGCAUGUUGUUGAUAUGGCAUAUGCUCCUCUUAUCGGUGGAUUCUGUAUAGUGCUUUCUAAUGGUACUGCUGCUUUGCUGACAUCACCUUCAUCUAGGUUUCUUCCAAAGGAACUCUUAGGAAUAUGGGCAGUGCAAUUAAACGAUGCUGUUUGUGCCGCAGCGAACCACAAAUAUCGAUUGGUUGUUUAUGGAUGUAAAAAUGGUGAUAUUGCUGCUUUUCACUUGGACGAUGCUAAUGGCUCAUUAACACACACAUUUCGUGUAUCCCUUCAGGUCAAGAAUGGACCAGAAUUAUUGAAUCGGGUGAAUCGAGUUCGGCAUGUGGAAUGUUAUGCACAAGGAACAGCACUAGCAGCUGUCUGGUCACCGUUAUUAUGCGAUGCUGGAAAUGCAAAUAGUUCGAGUACAGUACCCAUUGUGGCGAUAUUCAGCUCCUUCGGUGCUCAGUUAUGGUGUUCUCUCGAAUCUUCCAGUACCAGGACUCUCUGUGUUGCCAAUUCAUGUCAGUGGGUUGACUGGGGUCCAGAAGGAUUUAGCUUAUGGUUAGCUACCGAUGCGGGACUGCACAUAUUGCCUAUUGCUCAUUCUGCGAAUUCAAGUGGCGUCGAAAGUACGGAUAAGAUUAUCUUUCUUUCAAGCAGUCAUAUUUAUCUGAGUGCUGCAAAAGAGCGAGAGCAAAGUGUUAACGCUCCCCAGAGCAUCUGGCAUGUACUUUCGGUUCCGAAUAACUAUUUAUCGUUCAACUGGCCCAUUAGAUUAGUUGAAAUGGAUGAUCAUGGGCAAUGGCUUGUUGUUGCGGGUGCUCGAGGUUUCAUCCAUUAUAAUUUAAUGACACGUAAAUGGCGCAUGUUCGGCAAUGAAUCACAGGAAAGGGAUAUGCUGGUCACCGGUGGGAUGACUGUUUGGGGAGGAUACGUUGUGAUUGCUUGUUACGAUAUUGAUCGUUCUAAGGAAGAAUUACGGUUUUACCCAUUGGAAAAUCAGUUAAACAAUCAGUUUUGCAUAAGGCAUCCAGUUAAUUCAAGAAUCCUUCUUUUAAGUCGUCGGCGAAACAAACUGAUAACUUUCGAUGUGGAUUCAUGCAUAUUUAUUUUCGCUCUUUUUCUCGAAAAGAAUCCCAAGAAUGAGCAGUUAGUAAUUCGAAUAGACAGAUGUGCAGAAAUACGUGUUCAAGAUAUAGUGCCGCAUGCAGCUUGUGUUCUGUCUGUGGAACCAGCAUCUUUAAAUUAUGAGUCCCAAAUAAAAUUUUGUGACGGUGUAGACACGGUUUUCAUGAAUGUUUGCGGGAGACUGAUAAUGUUCAAUCCUGUAAAACCAGAUAGUAUCGCCGGUGAUUCAUCAGAUGAUGAUGGAACCUCUUUCCAGUUAAGUCGACCUAUGCUAAUUGCAUCAUACGUGGAACAAAUUUGGCAUGACGCUACUGAUGAAACCGAUAAUAUUUUUGAUCACAAGCCACAUCUAACACAUGCAUUAUGGCUGAAUUGUGGAGCUGAAGGAAUGAAAGUUUGGUUACCGUUAUUCACUGCUCGAGAGACCAGUGAUACCAAGUACAGUUCAUGCCACUCAUUUAUCAGUAAACGUAUUAUGUUACCUUUCGAAUUGGGUAUCGCUCCACUUGUUAUAUGCAGCCGAGAUUGCUUAGCAGUUGGUGUGGAAAGUUAUCCAACAUAUUCGGAUGAAAAGGAAUUGACAAGGCAUUUACCAAUAUAUAAUUUGCAUCGUAAAAGUGAGGUUUUCCUACAUCAUCUAUUGCGACAACUUUUGAAACGAAAUCUCGGUGUGUAUGCACUAGAGAUUGCUGCCACCUGCAAUCGGUUGCCGUACUUCGGCCACGUGUUGGAACUGUUACUGCAUAAUGUGCUAGAAGAAGAAGCGACUUCUUCAGAACCAAUACCAGAUCCACUGUUGCCUCGUGUGGUAGCUUUCAUUCAAGAAUUUCCAAAUUAUUUGCAAACGAUCGCUCAUUGUGCUCGGAAAACUGAACUAGCUCUUUGGCCUGCUCUAUUCACUGUAACGGGUCAUCCACGUGAACUUUUCGAAAAAUGCAUCAGUGACGGGCAACUUGAGACUGCAGUCAGCUUUCUCAUCAUUCUGCAAAACAUGGAAAGCAGUUCAGCCAGUCAGGAGCAUGCAACAGUACUGCUGGAAGAAGCCCUUUCGAAACGGCAAUGGUUAACAGCACGCGAUAUUGUUCGAUUUCUUCGUGCUAUCGACCCAUCCGAUAUUGAUGAUCCACCGCGAACACCACCGUAUCAAAAACCACACCGCAACGUAGGCAAUGUAGUAUCACGGAUUCCUACCUGCAUGUCUACAGAUGACAGUGAAGAAACGGAUUCAUUUGUUUUUGGAAGCUACACCGGGCCAGGUAUGAUAAAAAGACCGCGGCCAUCACAACAGGAUAGUGGAUGCAGCAGCCCGUCAGGGCGGAAAGAAUCAACUGGAAAGAAAAUCUUGAAAAAAGUUUCUUUUGAUGCACCUAUAAGUCCAGGAAGUGCCAACGGUUCAAUGUCGACUUAUCUUGAUGAUGUGUUAGAUCAGCAUGCUGUUCAUUUGCUGGAAGACUGCAGUAUUCAGGAUUUAGGUGCUUUCGCCGCCUAUCUGGAUUUUAAUUUAGUAAGUUGGCUUCGAAUACAGCGGCACACUAUAGCACGGAUUAGUGAUUUUCCAUUAGCUUUGAUGCGACUGCAUGCACAGUUCAAAUGGCCUUAUCCAUUGGUCAGUCAAAGUAUUGUAGAACAGUUAACAAAGCGAAUUGAAGGUAUUAAAAUUUCGCCAAGUACUGCAUCGCUGGAUAGCUUACAGUCACUAUCAACAGCCAAUAGUAAUGCUUCGUUAAGUACUGGGGAAAAGCAACGAAACACAUCAGUCAUUUCUGCAUGUUCAAACUCAGUAUGCGUCGAUGAUGGAGAAGGUAGAAAGGAUCUACCUGCACUGUAUAGCCAGUCCAUGUUAAGUACGGUUUCCGCAGAAAGUCAUUCAAACUCCUGCAGCGAUUGGGAAGGUUUUGAAAAAAUAUGUGGUGAAAUUGCUGCACGCGGAUCACAAGAAAGUGAGUUAGAAUUGAAGUACAUGUUGGAUAUUAUGUACGAAGCUGGCUGCGUUAGCUGGACAUUAUUGUUAUGUUUGUUACGACGUGAUGUAUCAUUCCUUAGUAAGCAUUUCUCGCAUAAAUUUGUACAAAGCUGUGGCCCAGAUAUUGUGAAUGAAUUACAUACAGGAUUGGAGCAAUUGCAGAAUUGGGCCUCAAUUAAUUGUUUCGGAUAUCGAGCUCUAAUCGAUGCAUACAAGAGGCAUCUCUUGGUAAUUGGAGAUAGAAGUGGGGAGCGUGUAGUUACCAAGGCAUCAUCUGUUGCACCGGGUUAUUGCAGCAACAGUUUGGUAUCAACGAUUAGUUCACAUGUGGGGAUGAAUGGAAUUUCCGUAUUAGAAGGCGAAAUAGUGCCGGUUACGAAGCAAAAAUUAUCGCCCACAUUAGUGUGCUCUUCUAUAUCAGACGUUCAUGCAGAACGAAACGGCAUUGUACGAAAAGUUGUUUCCAUGCCAAUUCAGCAAUUACCAACAGCGGCAGCAAUGAAUUUAGUAAAGACAACGUUUACUCCACCACGAGAAAACGGCGAAAUUGGUGAUAGUUAUGUUGAUACAGAUAACUGUUCGGUGGUAAGUGAUGCGACCAUUGUUGGGCGUGAACAGUGUAAUUUGAUGUAACCUGAUAUUUAUUUUCUUUAUGCUUGAACCAUUCAUUUUUCAGAAAGUGCUGCAUUUUUACAAGUUACUUUUAUAGCACUUUAAACUGUUUUGUGUACUGCCAAUUCUUUUUGUUAUGUAGAAAAGUUAUAAAGUUUUUCCUUUUCCGCUUAGGAACGAUUUACUGAGAAAAUGAUAUAGGUAAAUACUCGAAGUGAUGUGCUGCAAUUUAUCCUGAUUGUGAAUUUCAUAUAAACAGCGUCC